GUACCGUAGCUGUACUUGAAACAGGAAAUACCCUAGGAAGUAGCAAUCUGGUCAGUAAUCAGACAUUCUCUGGUGAUAUUUACGCAAGUAAAUUGACAAUUUUUCCCGUGUUAGUAGGUAUACCACCUGUUAAUCAAAAUGGGGAAAAGGCAACAUCAAAAAGAUAAAAUGUAUAUUACCUGUUCGGAGUAUACCCACUUCUAUGGAGGGAAAAGAACAGUAAUUCCACAGGCCAACUUCAAACGUCUUCCCUUUGACCACUGCAGUUUGUCUCUCCAGCCAUUUGAAUAUCCCAUGUGCACGAAAGAAGGCGUUGUUUUCGAUCUAAUGAGCAUAGUGCCGUGGUUAAAGAAGUAUGGUACAAACCCUAUCUCUGGAGAGAAACUGGAGGCAAAGGACCUCGUGAAGCUGAACAUUAGCAAGAACAGCGAAGGCAAAUAUCACUGCCCUGUCCUCUACUCCGUCUUCACCAACAACUCCCACAUUGUUGCCAAUAGGGUCACAGGCAAUGUGUACUCUAAUGAGGCUGUGGAGCAGCUCAACAUCAAGACCAAAUCCUUCAAAGAUCUUCUUACUGAUGAGCCAUUUACACGCCAGGACCUUAUCACCUUACAGGACCCGACCAAUCUGGAUAAGUUCAACGUGUCCGACUUUUUCCACGUGAAAAACAAUCUGAAAGUCCUUGAUCCAGAUGAGGAGAAGGCCAAGCUGGACCCGGCCUACCACCUGAAGACCACCAACCUGGAGACGCGUGAGACCCUGGCCGAGCUCUACAGGGACUACAAGGGGGACGAGCUGCUGGCCGCCUCCAUGAAGGAGCCCGAGGCCAAGAAGACUGACAAGCUCAAUGCCGCCCACUACUCCACCGGUCGGGUGUCGGCCUCCUUCACCUCCACUGCCAUGACUCCUGCCACGACCCAUGUAGCAGAUGCCAUCGCUGAUGAUACGGUCCGCUUCCAGUACGUGAAGAAGAAGGGCUAUGUGCGUCUGCACACCAACAAGGGCGAUAUCAACCUGGAGCUGCACUGCGAUAAGGUACCCAAAGCAGGCGAGAACUUCAUCAAGCUGUGCAAGAAGGGCUAUUACAACGACACGAUCUUCCACCGCUCCAUCCGUAACUUCAUGAUCCAAGGGGGGGACCCCACUGGCACUGGUACAGGAGGUGAAUCGGCUUGGGGGAAGCCAUUCAAGGAUGAGUUCCGACCCAACCUCUCCCACACUGGCCGUGGCAUCCUCAGUAUGGCCAACUCGGGGCCCAACACCAACAAGUCCCAGUUCUUCAUCACGUUCCGUUCCUGCACCUACCUGGACAGAAAGCACAGUGUGUUCGGCAGAGUGGUGGGGGGGUUUGAGACUCUCACUGCCAUGGAGAAUGUGGAGAGUGAUCCCAAGACAGACCUGCCCAAGAGUGAAAUUAAGUUGCUGACCGCGACUGUGUUUGUGGACCCAUACGAGGAAGCAGAUGCACAGAUUGCGGCGGAGCGGGAGAAGGAGGUGCAGCAGCAGCAGCAGGAGCAAGCGGACGCUGCCGCCGCCCAGAGCCGAGCCAAGGAGGAGAAGCAGCCCAAGACAUUCAGGCCCGGCGUGGGCAAGUACAUCAACAUGGCUGCCAAGAAGCGCCCCGGGGACAACCAGAAGCCCUCCACCAGUGAGGCGGCGUCAGCGUCGGCGGCCAAGAAGCCCAAAGGCAGGACCGGGUUCGGGGACUUCAGCUCCUGGUGACGAGGCUCUCCACGCUGGUCAGAACCCCCCCACCCAUGGCCAUGUUCUCAUGUUCCCAUGGCUUCAGGACACUCGAGAACCUCUAAGGACACUUUAUCUCGUCACAACCCCAGGCACUAGUCAUCACAGCGUCCACUACUUGGGUCUUCUCACUGACUCCACUCUGAUUCUGGCAAGCACGGGAGCCAAGGCAGUGGCACUGACAGAAUGUUUGUUUAGCUUGUAGCCAAUCAGUCAUUUGUUCCUUCAUCCCUUUCUCUCUCCCUCCCUCCGUCUCUCCUUUCAUUCGCACAAGCGUAGAGGGCAAGCACUCAUUUUCGCAUCGAUCCGCGUUCCAUCGGAGCGGAAUAUCUGUUGUCGCUGGCUUCGGAGCCCGUUAUUGAUCCGCUGCAGAGCGGGCGCGAGGGGCCAUACAGCUGAGCUCGGCACGCACCCAGCGCCGUUAGUUUCUCUUCUGUCCCGAAUCCACCUGGCCGGCCUCCAGGCCUCUACAGGGUCACUUUAAACCCCGAGUCUCGACGACGCUCCACUUCCAAGGACCGCUAUCUCUGUGUCAACUCUGCAAGACAUAAAGAGGAAUCUCAUUUUAUUUUGUACAGAGUCAAUAAUGUGUUUGUUUUCAUAGUAAUACAAGUAUGUUUUUAAAGCAGGUCUACACGUCCUUCUUGUAUUAGAUUCAUGUCUUCUCUUCCCUCCUGUUCUUAGUUUUGUACAUACGGUAGGAGGUAGUGGGGGGCACAUUUGUAAAUAGCAAAUAAAAUUCUCCUCCAAAUAAUCCAAACUUUCCAAAUAAACUUGACUUUAUUUGCACCA
Alosa sapidissima (American shad) is the source of this 2535-nucleotide messenger RNA. RefSeq names its product peptidylprolyl isomerase (cyclophilin)-like 2 (gene ppil2). Lineage: Eukaryota; Metazoa; Chordata; Actinopteri; Clupeiformes; Clupeidae. Gene Ontology annotation, molecular function: ubiquitin-ubiquitin ligase activity; peptidyl-prolyl cis-trans isomerase activity. Gene Ontology annotation, cellular component: catalytic step 2 spliceosome. Bases 139 to 1722 code for a protein of 527 amino acids. The transcript is spliced from 20 exons. Gene Ontology annotation, biological process: protein peptidyl-prolyl isomerization; protein folding; protein polyubiquitination. The record is from RefSeq and is a predicted model, not a curated record.